CUGGGGUGACACCUGUGGCGCAACAAUGUUAGCUUAUAUCCCAUUGUUUGAGUAAUGACACCCUCUGAUAACAUGUGCUGCCAUGAAGAAAGCUGCAUUCGAGACUACGCCCACACUAAUCCAAGGAAUCCAAGAAAUCGACCACCGCUAUAAUGAGUUCGCGCAUUUUGGACACCAUCAAAGGAGAUCACCGGGAGAUCGAAUCGGUUUACAGCAGACUCAAGCAAGCCAGCGAUCCAGAGGAGCUCACGGCUUACCAGAACAAACUCACCUGGGAAAUCGCCCGGCAUGCGGUGGGGGAAGAGUUGGUGGUAAUUCCGGCGAUCGAGAAGUACGUCCGGGAUGGGAGGGACGUGGCUGACAAGGAUCUCCAUGAGCAUCGAGUGAUUAAAGAGCAAUUGAAAAGGUUCCAGGACAUGUCCAGCAGUGACUCUGACCUCCUCCCCACCGCUGAAACUCUCAUGUCCCGGGUUCUGGAAAACCACAUGGGAGAAACUACAAACGACCUGGUUAAGCUGGAGGGUGCUAUCACUCGCGACGAAAGCAAUCGUCUUUCCAGAUCGUUUAAUCGGACCAAGAUGUUUGUUCCUACCAGAGCGCACCCUAGCAUCCCGGAUCGGCCUCCGUUUGAAACAGCCUUGGGGUUGAUGACGGCGCCUGUGGACCAGCUGGUGGAUGUAUUCCGCACGUGGCCUGAAGAAGAUGUUGAUCAGAUCGAGCCGGACGAGGAAUAUGGCUACAUAAGUCCUAGGCAUUGUAAAUUACCUCCUAUAGAGUGAUUCUAUAAUUAGAUUGAUAGAUGUUUCUACAUACGAGCGAGCACAUUGCAUUAAUGUAUGAAAUUAGAC
Aspergillus ruber CBS 135680 is the source of this 848-nucleotide messenger RNA. RefSeq names its product HHE domain protein. Lineage: Eukaryota; Fungi; Ascomycota; Eurotiomycetes; Eurotiales; Aspergillaceae. The coding region runs from base 153 to 779 and encodes 208 amino acids. The record is from RefSeq and is a predicted model, not a curated record. The transcript is spliced from 3 exons.